UAAAGACAUUUUCAUUGAAUUAACAAAUUCUAUUGAAUAUGAAUUAUACAAAUUUAUUAAGAAACAUCCAUAAUCCAUUCUUGUAGAGAUUUGUUGCAGGACAAUAGGACAUUAAUGAGGAAUUAACUUCUAUUAAUAAAUGUCAUGAUGCCAAUGACGAAGUAGAAGGUAUUACCACAGAUUACUGUCUGUGGUAUUACUCAGUGAAUUUAUUAAGAGGGUUAAGUUUAUAAGAAAAACCGAUUUGUCAUUAUACAUCUUUAAAAGGUUUUAAAACAGAGUGAUUAUUGAAUAAAACUACAUAUAUUCCAAAUAGUCUCAUACAAUAUUUUGAAAAAUGGAUUCCGAUUGGAUUAAUGCUCCUCACAGUACAGGAACCUCUAUCAUGGCUGCUGAAUUCGAAGGCGGCGUUGUAAUUGGGGCUGAUACAAGAACUACCACAGGAACAUAUAUUGCCAACCGAGUAACUGACAAACUAACCAAAAUAACUGAUCGUAUAUAUUGUUGUCGUUCCGGAUCUGCUGCUGAUACCCAAGCUAUUGCAGAUAUUGUCUCCUAUCAUUUAGGAUUUCAUGGAAUGGAAUUGGGAGAAGAACCUCUUGUUGAAACUAGUGCUUCAGUAUUUCAAGAGCUGUGUUAUAACUAUCGUGAUUCUCUCAUGGCUGGUAUUUUAGUCGCAGGAUGGGAUAAACGAAAAGGAGGACAGAUUUAUUCCAUUCCCAUUGGUGGAAUGUGUGUUAGACAGAAAGUUUCAAUUGGUGGUUCUGGUUCUAGCUUUGUUUAUGGUUAUGUUGAUGCAAACUAUAAACCUGGAAUGAACAAGCAAGCUUGUGUUGAUUUUGUUAUUAAAACCUUGGCUUUAGCCAUGUCAAGGGAUGGUUCAUCAGGUGGUUGUGUUCGUAUUGGAAUUAUUACUAAGGAUGGUAUCGAACGUAAAGUAAUUUUGGGCACAGAAUUACCUAAAUUUUAUGAAGAAUAAAAGAGUAAAACAAAUUGUUAUAGGUUCAACAAUUCAUUCAAUAAAAAUUUUAUAAUUC
Harmonia axyridis is the source of this 1037-nucleotide messenger RNA. RefSeq names its product proteasome subunit beta type-6 (gene Prosbeta1). Gene Ontology annotation, cellular component: proteasome core complex. Bases 338 to 979 code for a protein of 213 amino acids. NCBI's taxonomy places the organism in Eukaryota, Metazoa, Arthropoda, Insecta, Coleoptera, Coccinellidae. Gene Ontology annotation, molecular function: threonine-type endopeptidase activity. The transcript is spliced from 5 exons. The record is from RefSeq and is a predicted model, not a curated record.